AUGCACGCACUGCAGGAAAGAUUCGGAAACUUAGGAGAAGAAAUUCGUGUGCAGUCCAUCACCGAACUCAUGAGUUUCCACAGAAAAGGGAAUGAACCAGUAGACUCACUUCUUGUUCGAUUUGAUAGCAUUCGAUCAAGAGCUGCAGAACAGGGCGGUGCCGUGGUCGGUGUACAGGGUGUUGCAUGGAUCUUGUUGAGAGCCAUUGGAAUUACAGAUCAACAACUAAUCCAGCUGCUUGCACCUUUCAACGGGUUGUUUCCUGCAAAUGAGGCAGAGUUGAACCAACUGAAGACCAGCUUGAGACGCAUGGGGCAUAUCCUUGAAAGAACCCCUGGAAAUCUACGUGAAGGACUGAGAUCAUCUACCAAUAAUCCAUCCAGUGCCUUCCUGGCCAACGCAGAUCCUUGGAAUGAGCAGCCGAGCCAUGACCAAUGGAACAGAUAUGACGACCAUGCAUCUCAUGAAUGGGCUGGACAAUCAGCCUUCAAUGCAUCCGCAUCAUCACAGCCAUCACAGCCAUCACAGCCAUCCCAUGAAGCCGCUUAUGCAAUGUUCGAGGAUGAGGACAUCGACACAGACUCAAACACAAGCUCAGGCGAGUGCAGCUCAGUGAAUGCCGACGGUCAAGACCCCAAUCGUGUUGCACAGACCUUGUUUUGGGCAUAUAGGCAGGCCAAACAUAAGUGGAGAAAAUACAUGGGUAAAUCCACUAGGGCUGUGAGACGCUAUGCAAGAAGAUUCAAUAAGUAUCGGGGAAAAGGCAAGGGAAAGAAAGGCAACCCAACCUUCACUGUAGGCAAAGGCAAAGGAAAGAAGGGCAAACAUCCUGUGACAGCCAUGCUUGCAGAGAUGGAUGAUGGUGAGGUGCAGUUGGCAUUGCCCGCGUUCAGAGGCCAUCGGUCGCCAGGAAAGGGUAAAGGCAGAAGGUCUAACCCCAAGGGUCCAGAUGGUCAGACCAUGCGCUGCUUUGAAUGCGGCAGCACAGAACAUCUUGCCGGAGCAUGCCCCAGACGUCGUCCCACAACGCAAGCCUCAUGGUUUCCCUUUGGUGCAUUCGGACGCAGAUCAACGACAUCAGAGCCAGCCAUAUCUCACAGCAGUGAUCAGUCUCGUGUUGUGCCACCAUCAACACCUCGCACUGAAAGACCUUUGAAUCCAGGAUAUGUGCCACCUGAACCGAGGCCAUUUCCAGUGAAUGCUCCUGGUAACCCAUCCCAGCCUGUGGAUGAACCACCCGCUGAAGCGACAGCUGGUCGCAAUCAGCCGAGUAUGCAGUGGGCAUCAAUGUCACAGAUGCCAGCGGAACUAAGGGAUUUGCUGCCGUUCCCUGUGUUGGCACCGCCUACAGUGCCAGCCUUUGCAGAUCGACCGGAGUUUGAAUUUCUUCGCAUGGAUUCCCAGCAGCAGUUGCCACAUCCGCCAUCACUGCGCGAGCCACAGCUUUCGAUGUUGGAAGGUCCUGUCAGGCCACAGAUUGAGGAUUUUCACUUUGUACAGCAGCAUGUUGCAUAUCACCGCCAUCAGACCAACCGUGACAUGCCCAUGAACCGACCAGCUGUGCAGAUGAGAUCCAAUCUAGAUCGACAGUACCGAGCCCAGAUGUUUGAAUUCCAUCAGACACAGCAACAUGUUGAAAGAUCCCGCAAACAGAAGAAGGAAAGAUCGCGCCAGCCUCGCCUCAGCACAGAGGAGUCAGAGUACGAUGGGGCACCAGACGUAUGCCCGUUGUGCCGUGAAAAGUUUGAGGUUGAUGAAUCUGUUCUCAGACUGGUUUGCAAGCACUUGUACCACGUUGAGUGUUGGACUGAGUACAUGUGCCAUGGCGAAAGACUAGUUUGUCCUGUUUGCCGGGGUGGCUGUCAUGUUGUUGCAAGGUAUCGCAUUCCAGCCGAUCAAACAUCACCACCAUUGCCACCAUCACGACCUGUAACUCCAGAAAGGAGCAAUGAUCGAGACACUCCAGAUGCAUUCAACAUCUUCACACCACCACCAGGCCGUGCCCCGCGAGGCACCAGUGAUUCGUCAGCAGUAGGAACACCGUUCUUUUCUCCUGAUAAUCAAGAAGCAUAUCCUUGGUGGCCCAGUGAAAGUUUUGAACCGACUGCAGCAUAUCACUCGAUAUCCAUUCCAGAUCGUGCCGGCAUCAUCAUCGACCCAGGCGCUUACACGAAUUUGAUCGGAGAAAACACAGCCAGAGCAUUCGCCCAGAAAGCCAUCGAAAACGGUCACAAGCCCAGGCAAUGGAAGAUGAAACCAAUGUAUGUGCAGGGUGUUGGAGAAGGACAGCAGAAAUGUGAAUGGAUUGUAUCAAUCCCGAUUGCAUGCAAGCUUUCAGUUGGUGGAAAGACGGUGUGCCUAAACUAUUUUGAGGCCCCUGUUGUAGGCGCGCGUGGUGCCAGAUUGCCGGCCUUGUUGGGCCUCAGAUCCCUCACAUCGUUGUCAGCCACUCUAUGCAUGCAUGAAAACAACGAAGCCCUGUAUGUGCCACUGCCUGGAGGGCCAAUUGAAGACUUGCAUCAAUGCCGAAAGUGCCCACUGUCCAAAGCACCAUCCGGCCAUUUGAUCAUGACGAUUGACCACUGGAGGGAACUCGCCCAAGAUUCCCGAGCAGGUGUGCAGCCGAAGCCCAUGGUGUUGCAUGUUGACCCACUGCAGCCGUCGACACCGAGCACCAUGCAGUCACCCCUGUAG
Messenger RNA from Cladocopium goreaui, 2694 nucleotides. Lineage: Eukaryota; Dinophyceae; Suessiales; Symbiodiniaceae. The record is from the annotation of a GenBank genome assembly.